AUGGUUUUCGCCCUGAGCCCAACUCCGACUUCAACUGACACCAAGGCUAUGGUUCCCACCGCCGCCUACGUGCUAGGCGUGUGCGAACUGGACGAUAAUAACCGGCCAGCUUGCUGUCCCUCUGGAGCUGUUUGUACCGGCACGGCUCCGACGACAGUACCGACUGCUACGGCAGUUUCAUACGUCCCCAAUGCCUACUUUCCAUUCCCAUACAUAGCGACAUCGCUCGAUCGCGGCGAGUGUUCAUCGGCCCUCAGCCAAUGUUCCCGAAAUUACCAAAGUUGCGUCACUCAAUUAGACGGCAAUGCGGGCUUCGGCGUUACUGUGAUUGUUCCUGGCGGGGGUGGAACCACCGUCGCCGCAACCCGGCCGGACGUUGGAACAUCGGCAACACCUAUAUGUUCCAGUCUUAGCUCCCAAGCAUGCUACGGCUUGAACAAUGACCAGUGUGCUCAAUCAACCACGGUGAAUGGCGUCGUCAUCAACGCCGCAGCACGUCCGACAGCGGCAUGUGUGGCCAAACUCGCGGCGGGCUUAGGGAUCGCCGUGUUCGGUGCCAUGCGAUGA
Molecule: messenger RNA, 567 nt
Organism: Colletotrichum costaricense
Lineage: Eukaryota; Fungi; Ascomycota; Sordariomycetes; Glomerellales; Glomerellaceae
Exons: 3
Coding region: 1-567 (188 amino acids)
Source: RefSeq, a predicted model, not a curated record